Messenger RNA from Mobula hypostoma (lesser devil ray), 5095 nucleotides. It is a transcript of the gene r3hcc1l, whose product is annotated as R3H domain and coiled-coil containing 1-like. The coding region runs from base 87 to 2003 and encodes 638 amino acids. The record is from RefSeq and is a predicted model, not a curated record. The transcript is spliced from 7 exons. NCBI's taxonomy places the organism in Eukaryota, Metazoa, Chordata, Chondrichthyes, Myliobatiformes, Myliobatidae.
CGUCAGGCCGUGUGCGAAUUGCUGUUGCUGCUGCUUGGAGACGAGAGGCUGCGGCCUGAACCGGGAGAUAAGAUAAAAGGAACUUCAUGGAGCCUGGACAUGACAAGAGCAAACCACGGUCAAAGAGGCCAGACAAAGCCCUGUAUGUUCCUCGAGCCCGUCGGCGUUUGAGAGCAGAACCACAGACAGAUUGUGGUCCCAAACAAAAAGGGCAAGGUACUCUUGUAAACCAGAAAACUGUCUCAAAAAUAACAGAUGCAAUAGGAAAGAAUGAAACAAGUGCAAGUCUGAAGUCUUUGUCUGAAGAUUUGGGCGCACACCAUGAGCAAAUGUUUGCAGAAGCAAACUUGCCCGAACAGAAGGACAGUAAGACAGAGUGUGGCCAUAGAGAUUCAGAAAGAAGAUUGAAUUUAGAUGAAAACAGGCACAUAGGAAACACUGUACAAGAGAAGGUGUCAGAUGAAGGACACGGACUAGAAUCAAAGCACCCAAAGGAAAAGAAAGCAACCCAGCAGAAAAGUAGGGUAGGAUCAAACAAUAGUAAAGUACACAGUAGAGAGAAGGAGUCACUGCACAAAAAGGCAAUGUCAGAAAGAUGUAAUAUUGAUGCAGCAGCAAACUAUUUACUUAACGUUCCUAGUUCGAUAGCUGAGAGCAAUAGAGAAGUAAUGAAAUCCGGAUAUGGAGAAAUUCAAACCCAUCCCCGGCAGCUUCAAUCAAAUGCAUAUAACAAUGAACAGGGAAAUAAUAAUCAACCAAACACAGUAGAUUCAGCAGUGGAAGAACUGGAGACUGAUGUAAACAAAUCUUUGCCUUUCAAUUCUGCCUCUCCUUUGAACAUGAGGUCUGAUUUUGACACUCUUCAACUGAAUGAACUGGCCUCUUCUAAAUUAACCAGCUGUGAAUGUUCAGAUGCUGAGCAAUGUGCAGGAUCAGGAUGCUCAAAUGGUGUAAACGAGCCAUGGCAGAUGGAAGGAAGCUGUAGACAAUAUCCAUGCACUGGAGCAUCUGAAGUAAAUAGUUAUAAGAUCCUCGCUGAAGUGAACAGUUCGACAGAGCAUGAAACCAGGGUAGAUAAUGUCUCUUCUUCACAAGCUCUAAAAGAGGGUUUUGUAUCCCUGCCUGCUUCAUUGGAAAAUGUGGUUUGCUCGGACACCCCACAUUCCAAAAUUAUUAGCUUGUCGGCUGUACAAGGAGCUGAAGAAGCAGGGUUCUUGGAAUAUAGCAGCAGUAUCACAGUGGACUCAAUGAACAGUGAACCAGUCAGUGCAGAGGGGAGUGCUGAAACCGGUGCUGCCUUGCAAAGUGUAGGAGAGAUCUCACUAGAUUUGGCCCAGUUAACUACUACCAAUAGCGGAGAACCUAAAUGUACUGAAAGGCCACUUGUCGAAGAACCGGAUGGUGACUCUUGGGAUGCUCUUUUCAACGAUGAUGGAGAUUGCUUGAACCCCCAUCUUCUGGAAGAGUUAACUGCAAAGAGUAAGUCUAAGAAGAAUAUUCAAGAUCCUCCCUUCAAUUACUACAACUACCAGCCAGCUGAACAAGAAAUAGAUGAUUCUGAAUUUCCCCACAUUGUUGAGAUCUAUGAUUUUCCUUCAGAAUUUAAGACUGAAGAUUUGCUGCGAGCUUUCUCCACUUAUCAGAAGAAAGGAUUUGAUAUCAAAUGGGUGGAUGACACGCAUGCAUUGGGCUUGUUUUCAAGUGCAUUUGCAGCCAGAGACGCGCUCAGUACCAAGCAUCCCAUGUUGAAGACUCGACCUCUGUCACAAGCAUCCAGAUCAUCGAAGGUGAAAGCCAGAAGCUGUGCAGAAUUUCUCCUUCCAGCAAAGGAACGACCUCAGACAAGCGCCAUGCUGGCUCGAAGGCUGGUUAUUGGAGCCCUGGGCGUAAAAAGCAAUCAAACCAAGGCAGAGCGGGAAGCUGAACGCCAAAAGCUGAAGGCAGCUCGAGAGCAAAAGUUGCUUGCAGCACAGCAAAUAGAGGCUGCCUGGGAAGGAAAUUAGCCUGAGAAUGAAAUCACACACCAAAGAGCACAGCAGAUGGGGAGCCUGACUUCAAUAAGGAAAAAGCUAAGCCCCUCUCCACAGACCCUUACUUUCGUACCAGUGGUUGGAGGUUUAUGGAUUUGGAUGGAAGUGUGCACUCCUCCUUCUACCCAUGAGAAGACCUUCUGUCUAUUAUACAGAACGUGAUUAUGAAGCGUUAUCAGCUGAGGGAGUUGUUGUAAGUGUGUUGACAGUACAUGUGUUGAGAUUUAUUUCAAAGCAGGGGUGUUUUUGUUUCGGUGUUUUAUGUAGUGGCAACUGUGGAAUUUUAAACGUUGGAUUUCAGCUAACAACAAACUCCAUUUGUUUCAUGCAUCCCCUAAUCAGCAAUUACACUGACUCACAGGUUUUGUAUCAAUUAGAUGAAAUUAGUCGAGGACCAGUUGGAAGUCCGUAUCACAAUCUGUUUCGAGAUGGAUGGGAUAACUGGCCCUUUUCCCAACAGUCCUACAACACUUGCACUGUUUCACUGCCUUAUGUUGUAGCUAUGUCUACAACCUUUGCUUCUGCAGAGCAUUUGUUUAUUGGGAAUGAGGAGAGCACAUUGGUAUUAUAAGUGUUUGUUUAUUCCCUUUCGAAUGUGUAGUUUCUUCCACACUCCACCUUUCAGACUUCUAAACACACAGAAAUACUCAGCUGGUCAGGCAGCGUGUGUGAGAAGAGAAAAAGAGUUAAUGUUUCAGGUCAGAGGUCCUCUGUCAGAACUGAAAAGGGAAGAAAUGCAGCAUAAAACAGCAGGAAGAGUGGGAUGGGGUGUCUCUGAUAGGGAAAAAAAACAGGGUGACCAUGAGUGGGGUAAGCUGUAAACAGGAUUGUCUAGUCAGUGAGAGAAUGGGAACAUUUAGAGAGUGAGAACGGAGACAAAAGAAUGUAGGAGUUGCAAAAUGCAGACAAGGAAGACACGCCUGGCAGGUCAGGAUGGGCACAUCCUCCACUCCCAAAGGAAAUUCCCACAUUUCCCCACAGCACUUAGUAAUUGAAUUUGACUCCUUCUUAGCUUUGACUAGGGUCUUCAAAUUGACAUGUACUUUGCUUUUCUUUCCGGCAUUUUCUGUUUUUAUUUUAGAUCUCCGGUGUCUGCAAUCAUUUUUGAUUAUCUGACAGAGGUGAUCCCACGUUAAUCUUUAUCAUCUCUGAAUAUUCCCACACACAACAUUCUCCAACAGGCUUUCAGUCGGUAGUUUAAUGUUUCAGAAAAAGGCACAAGGCCAGUUUGUCUGAUUGAAUGUGGCCAAAAAUCUGUCUUUGAAAUCAUCCUGCCUCUCAUCAUCUUUAACCUGCAGGUGAGUAUUUUGUUUCAGAGUCUGGGGUGGGGGGUGGGGGGUAUGGGGAGGAAGUGUAGGAAGAGGUAACAUGUUAGUCCACCCUUGGGAAUUACUGCAGUUCACUGCUAGAUGGCUUAAAAUUUGGAAUUGCUAAGGUCACACACAAAUUCCUAUAUAUGUUCCAAACCCCCCCACUUACUUUUUAAUGGAAGUGUUUACUUUAAAUCCAUUAAUAGCCAAGUUAAAAUGUCAUCACAUAUUAUAGUGAGUGAGAUAUGGGAUUCUCAUUGCAUGUGUCCAUUGCCCUCCAGAAAGUGUAACACAAUAUAAAGUACAGAGCAAGGCGAUGAGGGAAAUGAAACGAUUUCAAGAUUUCCGUUUGAUUUUCAGACUUGUCCUUACUGCUUGUGUUUCAGUUCAGGGACUUCAACUUUGGAUUAAUGUCUAGAGUUACAAUAGUAGAUGAGUAUAUUUAACCAAUGGAAUGUCAGAGGAAGUCAAAUACUUUCUGACUGGUUUCACCUGAAAUCCACUUUCAUAACUCUGGACUGCACUCUGCAGCCAGGUUGUCCUGUUCCCCUGCCCCUCCCUCCUUCCAUAGCCAUUAAAGUUACUCAUAGAAGCAGGAUCACAUUCCACUGGCAGUAAUGUGUCAAACUUACUUCACCAUCUCACAGACUCUUUUUUUACCGUGACUGAAUAAGUCCAUUUUAAGUAGAUUUAUUUUUACAUCAACAUCUUCCUUCUAAAAUCUUAUUGCGUUUUACCACAAGCCAAAUAUCAAAUGGUCUGGGUCACAGUGUAUUGCUCUGGACACAUCCAGUCAUUUCACAACAGUGAGUGGCCAAAGAGAGUUUCUGUGUGCAUGUAUUGCCUUCACUGCCACACCAGCUCAGCACUCAAUCUCAGUGAAAAGUUACUGAUGUGUAAGAUAAAGUCUCAGCCACUGAUUGUAAAAAGUCUGGGCAUCAGAAUGCAAGUCAAAUCCAACUUGUCAUUUUAAAAUCUCUACUUUUCCAUGUCUUUCUAAAAUCCUUCUGAUCCGGUUACAGUCACCUCCCAUAUAACUUUUUAAAAGUCUGUCACAAGCCUUGGUGCUUAUGCCUCCGUAAUUCCAUUCUUUAAUCAGAGUUCUGCCUCGUUUCCUUCCUGUUCUAUUUCUAACCUGAGCCCCACUUAGACAACUUGUCAUUGUGAGCAAUUUUGCCAGAUUCGCAGUUUUAAAGAAAUGUAAAUUUAAGUUUGCUAUUAAUUUAUUUAGCUCUGGAGCCAAUGAAAUUGCCACAGACAGCUUUGAGGUGGCUAUGAACUGAAAUCUGUUCAAAUACUGAAGAGAUGUCUAAACCGUUUUAUUUAGUUUUAAAUGAAACAGCUGUAUAUACUUAAUCCUUUUUUUUCCAAAAAGAAUGGAAAAUGGUGAAAUAAAAAAAUAAAGUAAUGAUUUUGAUUUUCUGAACUCAGAUCUAUUUAUUUAUUGAGAUACAGCACAGAACAGGCCCUUCUGGCCCAAUGAGCCACAUCACCUAGUUAACAUUAGCCUAAUCACAGGACAAUUUACAAUGACUAAUUAACCUACGAUCUGGUAUGUCUUUGAACUGUGGGAGGAAAAUGGAGCACCCGGAGGAAACCCUUACAGACAGCACUGGAACUGAACUCUGAGCUCCGGAAUUUCCCAAACUGCAGUAACAUGCUAGUGCUGCAGUUGAGUGUGUGGCCCCUACAUUGACUUCAUCAGUAAUCGGAAUGGAAGGAAGUGGUCCUUGUCCCUGCAGGACAGCCCCAGUA